This is a messenger RNA of Hippocampus comes (tiger tail seahorse), 4454 nucleotides long. RefSeq names its product low-density lipoprotein receptor related-protein 13 (gene lrp13a). Gene Ontology annotation, biological process: receptor-mediated endocytosis. Gene Ontology annotation, molecular function: hormone binding; protein binding; calcium ion binding. The record is from RefSeq and is a predicted model, not a curated record. The transcript has 23 exons. The coding region runs from base 103 to 4407 and encodes 1434 amino acids. Gene Ontology annotation, cellular component: apical plasma membrane; signaling receptor complex; plasma membrane. Lineage: Eukaryota; Metazoa; Chordata; Actinopteri; Syngnathiformes; Syngnathidae.
CACGUGGUCAAUUAAGAUGUCUUGAAAACACCUGAACUACUAUAAAACGCUUUUGUCUUGUGUGCAGCGCUGUCUGGUCCACUUGUUUUUUUUUAUGUUGUGAUGGCCGUAUAUUUAUGUCUUUUUGUAGGGUUAUUGCACUUGACAGCCUCCCUACAGGAAGCUGAAAGCAGUACUGUAAAGUGCAACCUAGGUUCCGUGCAAUGCAAGGAUGGUUUGGAGUGUGUGCUCUUUCGCCAUGUAUGCGAUGGGGAGCCUGAUUGUUCCGAUAAAUCUGAUGAAGAGGAUUGUGAACUAGCUUGUAAUGAGGAUCAAUUUCAGUGUGCCCAUGGGAAGAAGUGCAUCGAUAAGGAUGAAGUGUGUGAUGGUAUACUUCACUGUCAGGACCGGUCAGAUGAAGUGCAUUGUUCAAAACCAGAGGGAUGUGUUCAUCUCUGUGACAAUAACAAUCGCUGCUUACCCGCAUCCUUGCUAUGUGAUUCAGAAAGAGACUGCUUAGAUGGAACAGAUGAGGAAAAUUGUGAGGGUGUGAAUGGAGGGACCACUUCACCCACCCCUCUUCCAGUCCAGUUUGUGUCGAAACCUAUCAAGUGCCACUUGGGUUCCAAACCCUGCAAAGACAACAGCGAUUGUGUCCUUUUCAACCAUAUCUGUGAUGGAGAAGAUGACUGCAACGAUGGCUCAGAUGAAGAAGAAUGCUCAUCUACUUGUGAACAGGACCAGUUCCAGUGUGCCCAUGGUAAAAAGUGCAUCGAAAAGAAUCAAGUGUGUGAUGGUGUGCCUCAGUGUCAGGACCGCUCUGAUGAACAGAAAUGUACCAAAUACACCGAGGGCUGCUCUCAUCUCUGUGAUGGCGAGAGCCGCUGCCUUCCUGAAACUUUCCUUUGUGAUGGGGAAAGUGACUGUUUGGACGGCACUGAUGAGACUGACUGUGUUAAGGACUGCAGUGCCAGUGAAUUUAGGUGCACCAGUGGUCAGUGCGUGUCAGCUACAAUGCAUUACCAGUUCCAGUGUGCCCAUGGUAAAAAGUGCAUCGAAAAGAAUCAAGUGUGUGAUGGUGUGCCUCAGUGUCAGGACCGCUCUGAUGAACAGAAAUGUACCAAAUACACCGAGGGCUGCUCUCAUCUCUGUGAUGGCGAGAGCCGCUGCCUUCCUGAAACUUUCCUUUGUGAUGGGGAAAGUGACUGUUUGGACGGCACUGAUGAGACUGACUGUGUUAAGGACUGCAGUGCCAGUGAAUUUAGAUGCACCAGUGGUCAGUGCGUGUCAGCUACAAUGCAUUGUGAUGGCCACCCAGACUGUUGGGAUCAUUCGGAUGAAGAAGGAUGCAUCAGAGCACCAGUCUGCAAAACUAAGCAAAGUUGCCCUCAGAGCAAGGAGUGCCUGGUUGAGGAGUGGCUCUGUGAUGGAGAACAGGACUGCAAAGAUGGCACAGAUGAAAAGGAUUGUCCUGAUUUGGCUCCACUGAGCUGUGGUGAUUAUCAGUGGCCAUGUAAAUCAAAGGCUGUGUGUAUCCCUGUAACCUGGAGGUGUGAUGGCACAAAAGACUGCCAUGAUGGAAGUGAUGAAACGGAGUGUGGGUUGGUGGCAUGUCUUCUUCACCAGUUCCAAUGUGGCAGUCUGGAGUGCGUGGAUCCCUCCCUUGUGUGCAAUGGAAUUAGAAAUUGUGCAGAUGGUUCAGAUGAGGAUGGGAGUUGUCAGAUAAACUGUGCAGAAGCUGAUAUCAGGCGCUGCUCCCAGGGAUGUUUCAGCACACCACAGGGUCCGCGUUGCCACUGUGCAGUAGGCUACAGACUACUUGAUGAUGGAGUGACCUGUGCCGAUGUUGAUGAGUGUGAAGACCACCACUCAGCUGUGUGCAGUCAACUGUGUGUAAACACCCCGGGCUCCUACAAGUGUGACUGUCACACAGGCUACAUAAUGGAAGCUGAUGGACACAAUUGCAAAAUCAAGGGUGAACCCUUACUGUUAUCCUCGGUCCAAACUGAUCUCCUGGUGUUUGGGUUGCGCAGUGGCAGCUUGGAUCUAUUGUCUUCCUCUGCCAAGAAGGCAGUUUUAUCUCUCGACUAUGACUGGCAUAAAAGGAUGGUGUUUUGGGUUAGUCUUGACACUGACAGUAUCAGAUGGUCCUCUCUGGAGAAAAAGACCACAGGAACUCUAAUCGGAGGUGUGCGAGCUGAUUCUUUGGCUGUGGACUGGCUUGGGAGAAAUCUGUACUGGAUUGAUGGUGUGAACAGUCAAAUUAUUGCCAUGAAACUGUCUGCUGGUGGUUCACCAUACAGUGUUAUCUUGGAUGAAGACCUGGAUCAGCCUCGGUCCCUUGCACUGUUACCAGAAAAGGGGCUGAUGUUCUGGACUGAAAUUGGAAACACAGUCAAGAUUGAAAGGGCUGGAAUGGAUGGUUCCGAGAGGCGGGCAGUGGUUAACUCCAGUUUAGGCUGGCCAGGUGGUGUGGCAGUAGACACUCUUCGUGACAGAGUCUACUGGACGGAUGAGAGGCUAAAAGCAAUCGGGUCUGCAACGCUUGAUGGCGAUGACAUUCAGAUACUACAGAUGAAAGAGACUGCCAAUCCUUUCUCCCUGUCAGUGUUCAAUGACAUGCUCUACUGGUCUGAUGCCAAGAGAAGAGUGGUGCAGGUUGCCCAUAAAAUUACUGGAAAAAAUGUUCGUGUCCUCUUGAAGAGACUAAAACAGCCUUUUGGUGUAAAGAUUAUCCACCAAAUAUCACAGCAACGCAGAGAUAAUCCUUGUAAGAUGGACUGUUCCCACUUGUGUGUCUUGGCUCCUGGGCUAAAGGCUGUAUGCAAGUGUCCCUCUGAUCUGAUACUUUCUGACGAUGGUCUGACUUGCACCAACUUGGUUGAUACAGCCUUCCUGUUGAUUUUAUCUCCCUCCACCGUCACUAAGAUUUACCUGCAGGUCCGACACACUUCAGAUGAGCUGAAGGGAUGGCCUGAACAUACAGGUAUGCAGGUACCAAGUGUCAAUGAAGCGGCAAUCAUGGACUACAGCCCACAUGACAACACCCUCCUUUUGGCUGAUGAUGGGACAACAUCCUUCAGCUCCUUCAAACUUAAAGACUUGAAUUUGGUCUCUGAAGGCCAAAUUCUUAAGCUCCUUAGUGACACAAUCACCGCUAUGGCCUUGGACUGGGUAACCUUCAAUAUCUACUGGAGCAGCACCAAGCAACCCCGCUUACACGUCACCUCCAACAGUGGUGUAUUUACGACCAUUUUGAUAAAGGAUGGUAUUGGUGGGGUGGAAUCCAUAGCGCUCCACCCUCCGACGGGCCGUGUCUGUUUCACCAAUAAGGGUCUGCAGGACACAAGCCCGGGAGCUACGGUAGAAUGUGCCAACAUGGAUGGUGCUGAGAGAAGAGUAGUGUGGAGGAACGGUAUCCAACCAAAGUCUCUGGUCUUCUCAACUAACGGCGAAACUAUUCUCUGGGCUGACACUAGUCUCGAUGUGAUUGGAUCUGUUCAACUAGAUGGCUCUGGACACAAAGAAUUAAAGGUAGCUGAUGGUUUGACUGCAGUAGCGCUCAGUGAAGACACACUAGUCUGGAUGACUGUCAGUGAUAAGACCAGGCUCUGGUACACCGAUGACCAGCAGCAGAACAAGUUGUGGUUUGAGGUUGGCACAGAAGUAAUUAGCAUGAAGGCAGUUAGCAAAUCGAGUGAGACUGGCUCUAACCAGUGUCAAAUAAAGAAUGGUAACUGCCAGCACCUCUGCUUGGCCACCCCAAAUGGCCGAACAUGCAAGUGCGCCCAUGACCACAUCACUGUGAAUGCUACUCACUGUUCCCCAGAGCAGCGCUGCCCAGCCGGCAGUCGGUCAUGUCUGGAUCAAAUUUCCUGCCAGCCUGAUGAGAAGUUCUGUGAUGGACAUAUAGACUGCUCUGAUCAUUCAGAUGAGAACUGUGUCAAUGUAAAACACAGGUCUGGAGUCAAGGUACCCGCGCUCACCCAAUCUCCCACCUCCCCGACUGUCCCAUCAACUCAUCCUGUCUCUGGUUUUAGCAGUACCACAAACGGCAGCAAACAACCUUUAAAUUUGAAUGCUCAAAUGUGUAGCCGGACACGCUGCAGCGGAAACGGACGUUGUGUUGAGAUCGGGAGAGAAACAACUUGUGUGUGUUCAAUGGGCUACAGUGGUGAUUCAUGUCAGGACAAAUCCCUGCCAGUUCCAAUUUUGUGUGGAGCAGCUGGCCUCUGUGCAGUGGUGAUCCUGGCUGUGAUUGCUGUCACGAUCAAAUUGAAGAAGGGUGCCCGCUCGAGGAGGGCAAAUCCAGAAGCGGUGAAGGAAACGUCUAUGAAAGAUCUUGACAGCAAAACUACAGUGACUCCUCCUGCAGACACUUCAUUAGCAGACCAUGAAAAAAAAGAGGUAUCUGCGUCUGCAGACUAAUGUGGUGCACGAAGUAUUUUAAAUAAAUCUUCCAUGUUUUGCUGUAA